AUGAAGAAUUCCUCCUGUUCGUCAGACUCAUCCAUAAAAUUUCUCCCUUGCCGCACAGAGGAACCCUCUAAGACAAUCGCGCAAUCACCAGCGUCUACAGGCUCACAGCCACAGCAGCAGGACUUGUCAUCUGGGCCACAGUUUGAAGAACCUGUCUUCAGCCAAGGGCCAAAAAUAGUUGAGCUCAAAGAACAACAACCGGACAGGAACGGAGAUCCCACAAAACUGGCCCUUGUCCAAGUACCGCUUAGAGACGACAAGUCACUUCCACUACAAGGAAAGAGUGAUGACGCAGUGGAAUUGAGGGAAUGGUCUAUUCGAUUUGUUCUACCCUGCCGCAGUAAUCCAUCACUUGGUUUCCCUAACUUUAUUCUUUUAGGGACCAGAGAAGAUCACCCCCGUCGGUGGCAAUCAUCCAUUGUAAUUCGUGUUGAGAGUGCGCAAAUCUUGUAUACAAGUUCUUCUACAAAGUAUCGGCUCGUAGGGGAAAUUGACAUUAUGGAUUGUGCAUCCGCAGGCUUCCCUAAGGACUUUGUCUCAAUGUUUUUGAUGGGAUUUCCUCCUAACUGGAAAACACAGAUAACAAGGCUGUAUAAUAGCGCUCUCGGACACUUGGAGGUUAACGAAAACAUUAAAGAAAACCGCAACGACUACCGGGAUGAGAAAAUGAAACAUCAUCUGUUUAAAGACAAUGACGAUGAAAUAACUGAUUCCACUGAGCCAGGACCGAACAGCUACAAGCAGAACGCUUCUGUCAACAAUUCGAUUAGGCGUAAAAACAGCAGCAGUGCCGAUGAAGUCUUCGUUUCUAAUCCAGAACAACCGUCUACUUCAGUUGUUCGUCGGUCCCGAAGUGGUCGCACCGUUCGAUCGCCACUCGCCUCAUGGGCUGGACAGCGUGUACGCUAUGAUGGUGCUGGCAACGUUAUUGCGGUGGAAGAUGUAAAAACGCCUACUGUACAUUCGCAAGGAGUAACCAAGACGCUAACACUUUCCAAUCACUACGGUCUUUCCCCCUCCAUUACACCACGUGAAAAGUUCUCAAGAAUACGGGAACCUAUGGCUAUAGGUGGACCUAAGCAAGUUUCGAGGCGUGGACCUUCAGUAGCGACGAGAGGUGAUUAUGAAAAUCGCCAUCGCAACAGAAAAUUCGUGUCAGCGUCAUCCUCUGACGACGAAAUAUCGGUGCGGAAAUACGGUAUUAGGCGUAACAAGGUUCAAUGGGACGACGACGAGUUUGAGCGACAGCUGAGGGAGGAACGCCUUCUUUUUAUGGAGGGGGCCAGAGAUCUUCGAAAGAUGCAAAAGAAUUUGCUGUUACUGGAACAACGUAUUGCUGAGAGGGAAGCAGCUUGGUUGAGGAACAAAAAAAUGAUGAGGAGGAUGCAUUCACACGGUCAUGUUGAUGUAGAGCAAAGAGAGAAAAAACAGCAAGAAAGGCAUUACUCCAAAAAAGGCCAUCAAAAAUGCUACAAGCAAGUGCCUCAUCGACGUGCUGACGAACAAAGACGAUACCUGGAGGAAAGGGAGUUAGAAAGGAGACGUCUCGAAGAGUGGGCUCGAGAGAACGAGCAAAUCUCUUCUGGAUCUGAAGAUCUCAAUGAUGAGAGCUGGUGUGAACCAGGUUUGUGGGUUGUUGAGUUCGCGUUUAUACACAUAUGCUCUUCGGUUCCAGUUCGGAAAAGGAAAAAGCAGUCAACCCGAAAAGUACGUGUGGAAAGUUGCUCUUCUUCUGAACUUUCCUCUCUUGACGAUGAACAGAGUGACGAGGAAGGUAAUGUUGGGUCGACGAGAAAACAAGAAGGACCUUCUGAAUCAGUUGUCAAAAAAGAAAAAGGCUGGAGCAAAGCGGAAUUGCACAGAUUGAAGCUGGCUCUUGCUGCGAUUCGAGUAGUUACCGAUGAAGACUGGGAAAAAGUAGCGCGUUCUUUGGGAAAUAUGCGUAGUAUGGAAUCAUGUAAACAGGCGGCCAUCAAGCGUCUGAAGUGGGAACCACCUGUUGACAACGAAGAACCACCUCCGAUUACCUCAGAAACAGUAACUGCACGGGCAGGAACGAUUGCACAUCAGCAUCAGACGAAUGAGUACACCAGAAAAUUCAUGUUGGGAGGUGGGGAGCAAAGCGAGGAUUUUUUCAUACAGAAUAACGUCAACCUCAGUGAGAGCAUUGUUGAUGUGGCAGAAUUUGGUGCCGACGAUUCAUUACUGGAGGUUCUACGCACGCCCGUAGAUGUCGUGGCUCAGAGAAAGGGUCCAAACCGUCGUAAUUUUAUCGUGGAGCCAUUAGAUGACGAUACUCCGGUCAGAAGAGAAAGCGGCGCCGUUCUCAUGGCUACACCAACAAACUCUGCUCAACGAGAACGUCAAGACCGCUACCUCUAUCAUAUCAUGAAUAAAGCCGGCCAUCGUAAUGAUGUUUCUCGACUCAACUACACACGGAAUACUUCUCGUCUCGAUACGUUUCGACAUGAACUGACCUCAAAAGAUUCGGAAUCGGCUGCUCUGAUACUGUGA
Messenger RNA from Cooperia oncophora, 2514 nucleotides. Lineage: Eukaryota; Metazoa; Nematoda; Chromadorea; Rhabditida; Trichostrongylidae. The record is from the annotation of a GenBank genome assembly.